Molecule: messenger RNA, 5592 nt
Organism: Macrosteles quadrilineatus (aster leafhopper)
Lineage: Eukaryota; Metazoa; Arthropoda; Insecta; Hemiptera; Cicadellidae
Product: sodium-dependent proline transporter-like
Exons: 16
Coding region: 39-2153 (704 amino acids)
Biological process (GO): sodium ion transmembrane transport
Cellular component (GO): membrane
Molecular function (GO): glycine transmembrane transporter activity
Source: RefSeq, a predicted model, not a curated record
AGUCCGGUGCGCGCCCCCACCGUGGUGUCACCAUCACCAUGAAGCCUAACUAUGAGGACAUCCCUCUCACCAGCUCAACACACGGUGAUGGGGAAGAUCCUAACAGGACGGGAGUGAGGUUCGCUAAGGACACGCAACGUUCCAACCUUCUAGCAACAGAGGCCAUGACUGGACCAGGUCGUCGCGGAGGGUCGCUGCGGGACAGAGAACGACAGUAUUCCGUAGACAAGGAGCGGCCCCAGAGGAGAUUCUCAGCGCACAUCGUGGCUCGCAGAGAGUCGACCUACGGAGGCAUCGACGCCGCCAUCAGACGUCCCUCCCUAGCAGCCGUGGCGGAACGAGGAUCCUGGGGGAAUCGGUGGGAAUUCCUCCUCUCCUGCGUGGGACUCAGCGUAGGCAUCGGGAACGUCUGGAGAUUCCCCUACUUGGCCUACCAAAAUGGCGGUGGAGCGUUCCUAGUACCGUACCUGAUCAUGUUGGCGCUGGCAGGAAAACCGAUGUAUUUUCUGGAGCUAGCAGUCGGUCAGUUCGGGGGUGUCGGACCUUUAGCCCUGUGGAACUGCUGUCCUAUAGCUAAGGGUGUUGGUUGUGCCAUGGUGACGGUGUCACUGAUAGUCUGUAUAUACUACAAUGUGAUCAUGUCGUACACCGUGUUCUACAUGGUGUCGUCGUUCUCUUCCGAGGUGCCUUGGUCUAAGUGUGAUCCGGCUUGGGCUGAUAUGGCUACAUGUUAUGUCCGAGGAAAGGCGCCUUCUCAGAACGCUUCAAACGUCACAGCCGCAGGAAACGUUUUACACAAUAUUACGAGUCAGCUGACUAAUGGCAGCAAUAAGGAGACAGCCAGUCUUCAGUAUUGGGAAAGGCACGUUCUUCAUCUGUCCGAUGGCAUAGAGCACCUCGGCCCCAUCAAGUGGGAUUUGGCCCUUUGUCUUCUCUUCUCAUGGGUCAUUGUUGUCCUGUGCUUAGUCAAAGGCAUCAAAACUUCAGGAAAGGUGGUCUACUUUGCAGCAACAUUCCCUUACAUGAUCCUGUUCACCCUCCUAGUGACAGGAUUGUGUCAGGAAGGAGCCAUCUCUGGAGUCUUGUACUUCAUUACACCCACUUGGAAGAAAUUGCUCGAUAUACAGGUGUGGCAAGCAGCUGCUGGCCAAAUGUUCUUUUCUCUCAGUGUGUCCAUGGGAGGCCUUAUAAUGUACAGCAGUUACAAUGACUUUAGAAACAAUGUAUACAGAGAUGCUCUGGUGGUGAGUGUCAUGGACACAAUCACUAGUAUGAUCUCAGGCAUAGUCACAUUCAGUAUACUGGGCGCGAUGGCUCACGACCUCGGCGUCCCUGUAGACCAUGUAGUCAAGGAAGGUCCUGGUCUGGCGUUUGUCGCUUACCCAGAAGCUCUGCUGAGACUGCCUGUACCUCAGCUGUGGUCCAUUCUGUUCUUCAUGAUGCUUUUCAUCUUGGGACUUGACAGUGAGUUUGCACUUCUGGAAAAUGUGCUGACGAGUAUCUCUGACGAAUUUCCAAGUUUGAGAAAACGCAAAUUGACCUUCUGUGUAGCUACUGCUGUUCUCUGUUACUGCAUUGGCCUCACUUGUGUGACAUAUGGUGGCAACUACGUCCUAACGUUAAUGGAUGUUUAUGGAGGCGGGAUCGCAAUUCUCUUCAUUGCAAUAUCUGAAUGCAUCGCUCUAAUUUGGCUGUAUGGCUUAAACAGACUUUGUGAGGAUCUAAAAUUCAUGCUUGGGUUCAGACCUAACGUCUACUGGAGGGUAACGUGGAGCUUCUGUGGGCCAGUUAUACUGUCCACAAUUUUCAUCUACUCCCUGAUAGACUACAAACCAUUGAGGUAUGAGAACUACGACUACCCGGACUGGGCAGAUGGGAUAGGUUGGGUAUUAGCAGGACUGUCUACCAUGCAAAUACCCUUCUGGGCAGUCGUCACGGUGUUGCGGCAACAAGGGCCUACGCUUAAACUGAAAUUCAAGCAAGCUCUGACAGCCAACGCAGACUGGGGUCCAAGCGAUCCUGCAGUGAAGGAGGAAUGGCGAGAAUGUGUCAAGGAGUUUGAAAUCUCUCGUUCCGAGAAAAAAGCUUCUCACCAAAACGGUCUUCUUCUGAAAACUUCACACGAGGCCGGAAACCACAAACUGUCAGUUUAGAAGCCAAUACCAACAACCGGCCUCUUCUUCCAUUACUUUUAUAGAAAUGUGAUGUACUAUACUCGACCUGUGUUAUUUUGUACAAAAAUACAAUAACCACGUUACAGUUUGUAUGUAUGUUCAGAUCACUAAAGUUGUUUAAUCUUUUUGAACAGUUUUAAAUUUGAGCUGGUAGUGUUAUUAAGAGUCAACAGGACCACCGGCCAUCUUGGAUUUUCUGCCCGUAACGAUAAUGUUAAUGGUUGAAGCAUAUUACAGCAUUGUUUUUUAAGAUAAAAAGUUGCAGAAUAUCUCAUUCUAAAGCUAUUGAAACCGCAAAUGUGAUUUGCUAUUUAAUUUUUAAUUUUAAUUGUUAUUGUUUUGUCAAACUACUAAAAUAUAUUGACUUAAACUGCAAUUUUUUCUACCCCUAAAGUAAAAGUUUUAAAAUUCCAAAAAGCAAUUUAAUUAGAAAAUAUUUUUAAGGAUCACAUAUAAUUUUCUGCUUGGUAAUCAAGCUUACGAUGUAUGAUUAAUAUACUUCAACAUGAACGCAUGUUUUUGCUAAUCGGCGCUCGGACAACCACUGUUAAGUUUAGCCUGGCAUCUGACGGUCAACGAUAAUGCAAAAUUAUUUACUCCUGCCAACUCAAGAUUAUUUUUUGAGAUGUAAAUAAUUAAACCCACGACUUUACUUUAAAGUGUCUUAACACCAUGUUUAAAUAUUUAUGACCCUCAUGCUGAGUUCAAAAAUUCAUUGAUUAAUUAAAAAUAAUAAUUUGACCGCUGCCUGCCAUCGAAAAAUCUGAUAAAAGCUUAAACCCAGACUGUAAACAUAUACUGUAGCAUUGUUAUUGUGGAAAACUAAUUGAAAAUAGCAAAUACUCCGCAAUGAGUCAAUUUGUCAGAUUGUGAAUAGAAACCUGAAACCUGUUACAUUUUGAAGUAGUGAUGUUAAUUUAGGAUAUUGAAGGGGUAUAGAUAUUUUUGUUACUUUCAGAGUUGUUAUUUAUGUACUGAAUAUAAAGUUAGUCGAUUAUAGUGUACAUUGUUAUGUGAAAGCAAGACUAGAAUUAGCAACCAAUAGUGAGGUUAUGUACAUGUAAAUAUAUGGUUAAAAGCUCAAUGUAACUCGAUGUAAUGUUUGUAGAGAAUUAUUUUUUGAAAUAAUGAAUAUUUUUUGUUAAAAAUAUGUCCAUAAUAAGGAAGACCUAAUUUGAUAUGAAGUUGUAUAUGCCUAUAUUUCAUAGUGAGACUUUUAAUGGAAACGCAUAACUGAAAUAUUAUAAAAUAUUUUAUUUCUUAUUACCCAAAAUGUAUCAAUCUUUAAUUUCAUUUUGUAAAAACCUCACCAAGCUGACAAAAUAUACUAAGUGACAAAUCAGGAAUGAAGGAAGAGUACUGUUUGGAUUUUUAAAACUAAAACUUGGGUGUGUUAGCCUAGUGAUUAGAAUGUCAGACUUUGGUACAAGAGACAUGCUUGAUCCCUAUAAUAUCUGUAAAUAUCUGAGGAGUUACAACCACUUUUCCUAUCAAGUAUUUGAGUAUCUUCCAAAUGCAAUCAUCACGCAACCAAAACUAAAUUAAUAAAACAAACAUCAUUAAGUCUGCUAGGGAAAAGGAAUUUAGUGGGCAAAGUGAACUCAGUAGAAUAAGUGGUACUGAGUACCCAGGAGUAAGACAGAGUCCAUCCACGGUUGCAUUUGUUACAAUUUGGGACAUUUUUUUUUGCACAUCCUUUUGUGUAUUUCACAGCCUAUCAAACUUCAGGUACUUGGUAAACUGUAGCAUUCUGCCUGUGAGCUCUGCCUAAACCAGGUCUAUCUAACCUCAUCAUGGUUCCAGGGGAGCUUUCCUUUACCUUAGCUACCAGUAGGCAGACAACUAGUAGAAGGUCUGCAGUCUCCUUGGACAAGGAGGAAGUACCUGCAAGGGAUGCAGGUAUACUGUAACAUUCUGCCAACGAGCUCUGUCUAAACCAGGUCUAUCUAACCUCAUCAUGGUUACCUUAGCUACCAGUAGAAGGUCUGCAGUCUCCUUAGACAAGGGAUGCAGGUACUUCCUCAGGUAACCACGACCUAUGACGGGUGAUAUGUUCAAAAGUUCAGUGAGGUGUUUUCCGAAUUUAUAACAAAUCAAAAUUAGCUGAUAAAAGUGUGCACAAAAUGUGGCAACUUAUUUUUUAUGGUUUGGUUUGAAACGCCAAAACCCUGCCUGGCAGUAUUUGUGCUGUUAAAAAUGUGUAUUGUGCAUCAUGAAAUAAUGGCUAAGAAUGAAAAUUAAUUUAUUAAAACACCAAAGAACAAUGCAUUUAGGAACCCUAAUCUUUUAUACAACGGAAGAGAUAGAUAUUUAUGUCAAUCAAUUUGAAGUAUAAUUUAGGAUAUCAUAAAAUUAUUAAUUAUUAAUGAAGCAGAAUGAAGCUGCAGAGUUAUUUAGAACUGUAGACAUUGGUAAUCUAACGGUAUUGUUUUAAUGUUAAAGUACACUUAAAAAGUGAUUUUAUUUUCAUUAACAAUACGGCAUAUCCUUGAUAAGUAUUUAGUGUGAUAACAUACGUGUAUACUAUUGUAAAACUGAAACUUAGGUUAAUGUCAAUUGUGAAAUUGUGAGAUUAGAGAAAUAUUUAAUGUAUUGUUUAAUCAUUCCUUUUUACUUUAAACCAAAUUCACAAGGAUAAAGGUUAAACUGCUAUAACAUUAAUGCAACUUUUAAAUCAUAAUUUUUUGAACUUUAUUAAUUUUCAUACAUAUUGAAACUGAGCAAUAUAUUGAUGUUAACAGGUUCACUACCAUCCGUAACACUUCUUAACAUAUAACAAUUCCUGACACUCGAGAGUGAAGGUGUUAAAGGAAAAACGUAAAAAGUAACAGUUGUUUGCAAAUUACUGUUUCCACUGAAAUGAAAUAACUAGUUUAAUUUAAGUUAGUGGUCUAUUGAAUUUUAACUGCCUGAAAUACCGUAGUUAUGUUUCCUGAGUUGAACGUACAAAUCUUCAAGAUUUAUGAUGAACACUUUAAUAUUCAUUUCAACAUCUAAAGAGAUUAAAUAAACCAUAUAGUAACGAACCAGUACACAAUUAACAUGAUAAUUGAGUCCAAAAUAUAAAAUGUCAUGAUGGUUUUGUAUUUCAAUACAGUAUAUUAAUAGACCGAUUAUUCGACUAAAAAUUGUUGAUCAAACUCAUUAAUUCUGAUUGCAAAACUUAUUAUGCUUUCGUCACUAAACUAACCAUCUUCAAGUCUUUGCUCAGAAAAUAGUGGACAGAUUAAUCAUGAUAAAAUUGAUUCAUAAAAUAAAAAAUGUUAAUAAGAUCUUAAGUAAAUUUCAAAUAUACACUGCCUAAAGUAAAAAGGAAUGAUUUGUACUUGUGCCUAAAAAUUGUAACCCCGUUAUAGCUGUAUUCAAUGUUCAGGCUGGGCCUAUAACAGUAAUUAAAUAAUAGCAAUAAAGUAUAUAU